AUGUUAUUGCAAUUAUAAAAUGCAAAAAUACACGUUUCAAGCAUGGACAACAUCACAAUACAUCAAUCUAUUGACAAUUACAUUAAAUUUGAAAAUAUUAAAUAGGGAUAUGAUAGUCUAGUAAAAUUUAAGCCAUAUAGCUGAGCUACGAAACGAAUGAGAUUUUAAAACUAUAAAUUAAUUCUUACGAUCGGAUUAUCAAAUGAACCGUUGGUUUUUGGAAAGGCAUAAUUUCAACCCCGAGUCCAGGAAUUAUCCAGUAGCUGACAUGAAAGUCAUUAGAGGUGGCAAUGUUACCUGUUCGCUCUUCCUUUAUCUUUCCCCACCCCCUCGCCAUCUGUCUCAUUCUCUCGUAUUGUCAUUUGAAAAAGUAGGUUCGCUCGUGUAACUUCCCAGAAUGAGCAUCUAUCCUCGAAUAUGGAGUGUAAAAUCCACGAUAAUGGAAUUUCAUCCCUACCCCGAGUGAAAAUUCGAAUGCAUGUACAAGUCAUCGAGGCGCAGGUGGCUCAUCAUCAGUUUUCAGUUAGACAGCGUACGAGCAUCUCAUCCGUAUAUUCGCAAGUGACGAUAGUGGCUAAAUUAUUAAUCGGCACGAUAAUCCCUAAUUCUUUCGUCGAGCCAUCCUUUACGCGGUCUAUACCGCCGCCGUAUAAGGAUUAGUGUUCCACGAAAGGAGCGCGUGGACGUGAAACGACAUGGCGGACCACAAUGAUAACCAGCAGGAUGACAAUGUCUUGCUUCAUCUCUCGGUUAUCGAGGAGAACCUCGACGUGGCGAAGUUCCUCUUGAAGCACGGAGUGCCAGUGAACGGGCGAGCCGUUAACAAAGAGCUCGCCUUGGAGUUCCUGACGGAUAGCGAGCACCGAUCCUACCUCGAGUCCAUUCGCGUCUCUCAGAAGUCGGAGCUGUUGCCGGACGACGAGCUCGAUGCCAAAACAACGACGGCUCUUCACUUGGCCUCCCGCAUAGAAAUCAAGGACAUCGCGGAAUUGCUGUUGCAGAUGGGCGCCGAGGUGAAUUCGGAGAUGCAAGGCGGCGAGACACCUUUAAUAAUCGCGGUGUUGUCAAAGCGCAUGGCUCUGGUGCAGCUGCUGCUGGAUCGUGGGGCCGACGUGAAUGCGAAGACCCUCUGGGGUAAGUCGGCGUUACAUUAUGCCGCGCAGACCGGGCAGAAACCGAUGCUCGAGAUGUUGUUAAGGAGGGGUGGACACGUGAAUGCGUCCGACCGGGACGGGCUGACGCCUCUGCAUAUAGCCGCCGAGGCGGGACACAAGGAGCUCGUGUUCGUGCUGCUUAAGGGCGGAGCUGAUUACGAGGUGAAAAGUAAAAGCGGCGCCACUGCACUUCAUUACGCCGCCGUGAUGGGACAUCAGGAGAUCCUCGAGACGAUUCUCGAUAACGGAGCCAGCAUCAACUCUAUCAUCAAGCACGGUAUGCUCGACCUCGCUCCUUUCACCUGGAUUACCGACGCCGAGGAGAAGAAGACGUGGGAGCUCGUCUCGCGUUACAUCUCCAAAGUCAGUCUUGUUGGUUGGUGGUAUAAUUCUACGAUGAUGAGGCUCUAUGGAAAGCACAAGACGAGAAAGAGUAUUUUUCAUGCUGACAUGGACAGUCAUUGAGAAUGCGGGAGAACUAAACGCCCACGAUUAUCCGAAUAUUGUCUUCCUCCUAGUCAUACUUUUUGUAUGAUACGUGAAUUUGUUUGAACG
Molecule: messenger RNA, 1709 nt
Organism: Ceratosolen solmsi marchali
Lineage: Eukaryota; Metazoa; Arthropoda; Insecta; Hymenoptera; Agaonidae
Product: ankyrin-1-like
Exons: 1
Coding region: 696-1619 (307 amino acids)
Molecular function (GO): protein binding
Source: RefSeq, a predicted model, not a curated record